Messenger RNA from Physella acuta, 6412 nucleotides. RefSeq lists its product as uncharacterized. Gene Ontology annotation, biological process: intracellular signal transduction. The record is from RefSeq and is a predicted model, not a curated record. Gene Ontology annotation, cellular component: secretory vesicle. Lineage: Eukaryota; Metazoa; Mollusca; Gastropoda; Physidae.
GAACAGGCACUAUACAGUAAUCUAGUUUAACUGUUCAGGAGCUGGUCUAAUAUUUUCAGGCUGAUAUCUAAAACUUAUCAGUGGUAAUCAACUGAUCCAAAUAUCUCUUGAUAAGAUCUAAUCACUAGCAUCUUAUCCAAGAUCUGAUGUCAUAACCUGACUGAUAUUGUUGAAGAGUGGCGUAGUUAUGAAGUCACCCACUGCUUGAAUUUUUUCUCUGGCCCAUUGUUAAUCUUGCUUUUGUGCACACUUUUUAGGAGGUGCUUUUGUGCCCACUUUUUAGGAGGUGCUUUUGAACCAGAGGGUUGUGAUGGGUCAGUGAAGCGAAGACAGUUGUGUGUGAUGGAGGGAUCAGACACAUACUCUACCUGACACUGGCAAAACUUAAAGAAAGUCUGCUGUUGUUGCAGGAGAUGUUCACCACCCACAGUGCUGUGAGCCAGGUUAGAGCUGAGACCAUAAAAAAAUGUGUCCAAGAGGCGGAGGAGCUGUACUGGUCAGUGGGGGACCUGGCUGCUCAAUUUUCGCAUGACGGCCAUCAGGAGCAGGACCUGGGAUCACAGCUAUUGGGACAGAGCACCUGCCUCAAGCAACUACACAGCUACUUCAGUCAGCUGGAAGCAAGAAAGUGCUGUUUGCAGCUGGCAAGUCGUAGGUCAAAGUUCAACUCUAUGAGACUUGUUCUAUCUGGUGCCACACUGGAUGAUGGCAGCGCUAUGCAAGACAGGGCUGGGACACAUAUUUAUUUAGACAGCAAGAGUUUCCGGGCUUUCAAGCAUGCCUAUCUGUGUGCCAUAUACCCAGUCUUAUCUGCCCCAGAUCCCCCUCCCACCCCCUCCCCCAACCUGGGCAGCCCGGCUAGUCUGAUGAGGCUGGGCUCCAACUCCCAGGAAGACAGUGGGGUAGAGGAAUCUGACGAGGCCGGCCUGGUCCCCCUGGAGUCUCUGUGCCAACAGCUGCAGCGAGCUUUUGGCCUGAGCAAACAGGUGUUCCGCGAGUAUGAGAGUCACCUGGCAAAGAGCUUUGGCAACAAGUCAUCACAGCGGCUGCUGGUAGAGGAGCUGGCUGGUCAGCUGUCCAUACUGGAGUCCAACAGACACCCCUUCUACUCACCCCAGCACUUUCUGACCCCCAAUGGCUAUGACUUGUGGCAGAAGCAAGAGAGGGCGCAGAUCUCCAGUCUGCUGGGCAAGUUCUGGCAGCAUUCGCUCCCCUACCCAGCUGAGCACCUGACCUCUGACCUUGCCAGUGUACAUGAGGAUUAUCUCCUCCUGCUGACCCAGUUACUUCAAUAUGAGAGUGAGUUCCGCCUUGAUGAGGUGGUGAGGACGACCAAGUGGAGUCCUCUCUCAUCUGCUGCAUGUAGGCUGCUGCAGGAGUUUGCCAUCAGAUAUGGUCUCGGCGAGGUGUACUGUAAGGCUGCGCUGCUGCAGUGUCUGAGUGGGCAGUUCUCCCCCAGCCUGGGCUACAUGAACUACCUGCACAACCUGCUGCUCCUGGUCCAGCAGAUGUUGCCUGGCAACAAGGCCACCAUCAUAAUGGUCAAACAAGAGCUUCUGAUGUUAGAGUCCUCCCUGAAGGUUCUCAAAGUCCAGAUGUGUAAAGCCCUCCGCCAGAUGAAAUCUUUGUUUCCAGCCAAUAAACCACAGCAUGGGCUAUAUUGCCUGUUGUCUCUACUGGACACUGUCCUUCAACUUCUGACCUACUUCAACCCUGAGGGCAGCUCAGUGGAGACUCUAGCCUCGUGUGUUAGAUCUACAGUGCUGAGCAUAUUUAAACCCACAUAUGAAAUGCUGAAAACAGUGGCUAUAGAAGAACUGAAUCAGGGGAAGACCACUCAAGAAACGCUAGACCCUAGGCUUCUCAACGCACUGAUAGAAGACGUUAGAGAUGAAGUGGCAGACUAUGCCUGCCAUUUUGAAGUUUGUUUUGACAAGUUUUUUAGUGUCAGCCAAUCAGCUGCUUCAGAUUUUUACCAACUCCUCAUGUCUGACGUGAAAUGUUUAGCGGAAGAUGGACAAAAGUCUCAUGAAGAAAUAGAUUUGCGACUGCUGGGACUGGUCUACAGGUUGAACAAGCUGGAUGUAGACUGGAGGAAGUACAUCAGCCCACAGGAACAGGUCUGGCGUGGCUACUUGCUGCCCAUAUUGUUCCAAUGGGUCUCUGUGGUCAAGUCCAACAUGCUCAAGUUUGUUCUACAGGCGGUCACUGGAGAUUCUCAAAAAAGCCGCAAGUUUGAGAGUGCCCAGCCUGUGCUGAUUUACCAAGCACUCAGCACCCCCUCUGACCCGCGGACGUUCUCAGCCAUGUCCUUGUCCCCUUCAGUCAACAGCGCCUUCAGUAGCCUGGUCUCCUCCAGCAAAUCUUCACCCCCUCAGACCCCUGGCCUAGAAAUGCAGCAAGGCCCACAACUCUCAUAUCCUAAUGACCAAGGCCCACAACUCCCAUGUCCUAAUGACCAAGGCCCACAACUCCUAUGUCCUAAUGACCAAGGCCCACAACUCCCAUGUCCUAAUGAUCAAGGCCCACAACUCCCAUGUCCUAAUGACCAAGGCCCACAACUCCCAUGUCCUAAUGACCAAGGCCCACAACUCCCAUGUCCUAAUGACCAAGGCCCACAACUCCUAUGUCCUAAUGACCAAGGCCCACAACUCCCAUGUCCUAAUGACCAAGGCCCACAACUCCCAUGUCCUAAUGACCAAGGCCCACAACUCCCAUGUCCUAAUGACCAAGGCCCACAACUCCCAUGUCCUAAUGACCAAGGCCCACAACUCUCAAAUAAAAAAAGCAGCUUCAGGCCCCCCAUCCAGUCCACGUACUCCCUACCAGAGAACUUAAACUCUUCUGGUCGUCCAGCAAGUCCAGCAGCUGGAGGGUUGGACCCACCAAUGUCCUUCCACUCCUGUCAGCUGGCCAGAUCCAGGUCCACUGACAGCCAGGUCCCCACCUUCUAUCUGGACAGCAUAGAGGAUGAUGUCUUCCAGUUUCCUCCAGUGACCAAAGUCUCUCAGAGGUUUGGUGCUGCUACGCCAGACUUUUCCACGCCCGUCUUCUCCCAGCCACAAGGUCAAGGUCACAUACAACAGCUCUCUCAGCCUCAAGGUCACAGUUUUGUGCGUGCUGCAAGUCCUCAGAGCUUGUACUCCGCCUCCAGCAUGUCCACGCAUGUCCUUGACAUUGAUAACUCUCUGGAGAUGUCCAGGGAGUGGUGUGAAGGGCGGGCAGCUGUGCGGGCCAUCUUGCCUGUCUCAGGCUCAGCCGUGGACCUGCUGGUCAUGCUGCAGCGCCUGUGCGGGCUGGCGGCAAGUCUGACCUCAGCUGUCAUGACAGAUACCAGCCGGGUGCCCAGCACCCAGAGACAGAGCUCCAGCAACUCCACCCAACUCAGCUCCCUGGCCCCCACAGACCCGGUGUGUGCCACCGACCACACGUGUGGGGUAAGGAGAAAGCCCCACACCCAGAGAAGUGCAUCUUACUGCGAGCUGAACCACCAGACUCUAGACCCAGGCGGCCUGUAUCUGUGUGACAAACUCAACCUACAUCUGAUGGUCCUCAGGAUAAUGAGCAGUAUGAUCUCAGCCUACAUCAGCAACAUGCUGUGCAUGGAUCUUUGUGGGACACCUAGACAGCUGUCUCAAAGACUUAUUGGGCAAAAGCUGCUGGAGUGUACAGAAAGUCAGCGUGACCUCGUGUGGGGCUGCAGACACCAGGCAGAGGCCGACUACGACUGCCUGUACUACUACCAGCGCCGCAGUCUCCUGCUGUCUGAGCGCCACGAGCCUGUGACGCAGCACAUGUGUGUGCGCAUCAACAACGUCCUCCUCUGUCUCCAUAUGCUGGAUGAGUACGAGAACAAGCUGAAGGACAACAUGAACUUAGAGGAAAGUCAGCUGCCCACACAGUCUGACUCAUAUGCAGAAGAAAGCUGUGAAUCUUGUGUGACUGAGGUGACGCCCUCUAGUUGGUAUCUGGAGACCAAACAAAUCCUUCAAACAAACCACCAGCAUGUCAUGUCAGUUCUCACUGGCAUGUGUCGUCUCAUGGCAUACAAGCUAAACCUGUUUAUAAAAGACUACCUUCCUCUGUUGCUUGAGUCUAAAGAAGAGCAAAGUCCCAUAGCAACCUGUCUGUUGCCAUUGGCAACCAUGUUACAGAAACACCUCGAUGCCUUGAGCACCUGGCUGUAUCAGGAGAGUUUCAGACGAGUUCUAGAAAACCUUUGGAAGUUCAUUGUUGAGGACAUGAAACAGCUUACAGACAGCCUCUGGAGAUAUGGUACAAGCUCGCCCUUACAUGCACAGAACUUGAUGCUUGCUCUCAGCCACCUGAUGAGGUUCAUGAACAACAAUGGAAAGGGAAUUAAAAAAGACUUGCUGCAAAAUGAAGCUAGUGAGGUGAUGAUCAGGCUGCAACUCUACACUCUCUCAACUGUGCACCUUGUGGCCCUGUACAGCAAGCUGAAGGAACUGUCUUCAGACACUGGAGAGGAAAGCAGGAACCCACCAGCCAUCAUCCACCGAAUUUUCAAGGAGCUUCAGUCACUGCGCAAAUGUUUUAGUGGGGCUGAGUUGGUUCGCUGGAUCCUCAAACACAAGGACAACCUGCCCGCAGAUGUCAGCCUGCCACCCGGGCCAGUCACCAGAGAAAGUGCUGUGAGCUUGGCCCAAACUUUGCUGGAGCAGCACUACAUCACUGAGCUCUCUACACAAUCUCCUUCGACCAGCACGUCCCCCAUCUCCUUCUCCCUGCCUGACGUGGUGUACCCUCAGCUGAGCGUGGACAGCUCGGCACCCUCAGGUCACACAAGCAUGUGGUGCCAUUACAGCAGCUCCAGUACUGCCAGUAACAGCCAAACUUCUGCUACACCAACACCAUCGCUGGCGGAGACUCCCACUUGUGAAGCUGAGCAGGGGACAGAAGCUGAGCAGGGGACAGAAGCUGAGCAGGGGACAGAAGCUGAGCAGGGGACAGAAGCUGAGCAGGGGACAGAACCAGCAGCCACUGGGCUGGAGUACCUGAUGGACUAUGAGCAGGUUCUCAAACCGUUUGGGUCACUGAGUGAGUUGGGGAGCACAAAGUUCCAGGCCAGCUGCAGGAGCCUGUACCUGAUACGUCCCAGCGUCUUCCUCCCCAGCCCCUCGCACCUGGCAGCCCCAACACUAGACAGGAAAAUCUGGAAGCUGAAAGAAUCCUCCGAGACCUUGGCACUAGCUGAACAUUGCUUCAGCCAGAAGGUCUCCCUCAUGACCAUCCUAGCUGUUGUAGCUGCCCGCAGGAAGGUCGACCCGCUGGCUCGCACUUUUCUCAGACAGCUGCCAGCUUACAUGCAAGACCCAACAUUGGCUUGAUGUAACAAGACUUGAUUACACAUUGGCUUGAUGUAACAAGACUUGAUUACACAUUGGCUUGAUGUAACAAGACUUGAUUACACAUUGGGUUAAUGUAACAAGACUUGAUUACACAUUGGCUUGAUGUAACAAGACUUGAUUACACAUGGGGUUGGUGUAACAAGACUUGAUGUAGGUUUGUUGAAUUGUUUAGUUAUUGAAACAAAGCUUGUUGUAAUGUAGGUUUGUUGAAUUGUUUAGUUAUUGAAACAAAGUUUGUUGUAAUGUAGGUUUGUUGAAUUGUUUAGUUAUUGAAACAAACUUUGUUGUAAUGUAGGUUUGUUGAAUUGUUUAAUUAUUGAAACAAAGCUUGUUGUGAUGUAGGUUUGUUGAAUUGUUUAGUUAUUGAAACAAAGUUUGUUGUAAUGUAGGUUUGUUGAAUUGUUUAGUUAUUGAAACAAACUUUGUUGAAUUGUUUAGUUAUUGAAAUAUAGUUUGUUGAUGUAGAUUUGUUGAAUAUGUAAUGUAUCAAUCAUCAAUUGCAAUCUCUCAGAACAAAUCUAUACCUUCAACUUUUGACAAGUUUGCUAGCUUUUGACAUUUUGACAAGUUUGCAAACUUUUGACAUUUUGACAAGUAUGCUAACUUUUGACAUUUUAAGAAGUUUGCUUACUUUUGACAUUUUGACCAACUAUAAGUCUUUCAGUCUGCUGUAGAAAUUGGUCACAUUAUUGUUUAUUCUAAUGUUCAUUUGAUUCUUUAUAAAUAUGCUACAUGAUCAGAUAACUAUUUACAAUUGCUGUUAAUUUGCAGUGAUACAUUGAGGAGCAGUGAGUUCCUAAAUUAAACAUUUUUACUCUACACUACAUAGCAGGAGUCAUUAAUUAUUGAAACACUAUUCUAGUUUCUAGAAACUCCCAACAUCUUGUCAAACUGUAUUAGGUGUCCCAAUCAACUGUAGAAAAGUGAAUGCAUUAGGUGUGCUCAAGAGCAAACUAAAAGAACAGUGGCGAGAGUCGGAAAUCAAUAUAAAACUUUUAUAAAUCCCACCAAAGUGGUUGUAAAAUAUACUUCUUUUUACAAGC